Triticum turgidum subsp. durum (durum wheat) is the source of this 921-nucleotide messenger RNA. Lineage: Eukaryota; Viridiplantae; Streptophyta; Magnoliopsida; Poales; Poaceae. The record is from the annotation of a GenBank genome assembly.
AUGAGCCUACAGGAAAAUAUGGACGACCAAAUCAAAAAUAUUAAGAAGGAAAAGACCGAAAAGCAGCCCAUAAAGCGCCACACAUGGAAAUCUUCAGAGGACAAAAUAUUGCUCAACAUAUUAAAAGAUCAAACUCAAAAUGGAGGUAAGGAAGGAACAGGAUACACAAAGAAAGCAUGGCGUGAAAUCCUAGAACAGUUCAAUGAGUCAAAGGUAGACAAACUUGAGUUGCAACAAAUAAAAAAUCGUCAUAAGUACUACAGGAGUUGUUAUGCUAGCAUGGACAAACUUCUAAAGCACACAGGGUUUGGUUGGGAUGACGAUGAUAAAAUGAUCAAAGCUUCAGAAGAAAGUUGGGCGGAUCUCAUAUCGAAGGACAAGAAUAUUCAAGAAUACCGAGACAAAGUGUGGCCUAGUUGGAUAGACCUUCAGGACAUUUGUGCUAGCUCUACCGCAUCAGGAGUUGGUGCUAUAUCUAGCAAAGGGAAAGGUGGAACCAGCAAAGAACAAAUUGAAAUUGAUCUGAAUGAGAUAGUAGAAGUUGAAUCUGAUGGAACAAAUGAUUCCCCUGUUGCUUGUCCUAAGAAGCCUAACACCACUAAGGUCGAGAAAAAGAAGAAGGGCAAUGCAAGUGGGUCGCAAAACACUUCAAAAGGGCAAAAGCGAACAGCUGAUGAUGCUAUUAAUGCAAUUGAUCGCCUGGCAGAUGCAUCACUGAUUAUUGCAAAAUCAAAGAAAAAUGUAGCACAGCAAACAGAAGCUUACUCAGUGAAAGCAUGUAUGCAGAUAUUAAAUAGCAUGCCUGAUGUUGAACCAAACAAAAAAUUGAAAGCUGCACAAGCAUUUGAACAUGUUGAUAAAAGGGCUAUUUUCAUUGAGAUGGAUGAAGAGACUCGGUCUCUCUGGGUUGAAAAUGCGUAG